Penicillium argentinense is the source of this 6288-nucleotide messenger RNA. RefSeq names its product transcription factor IIF subunit TFG1. The record is from RefSeq and is a predicted model, not a curated record. NCBI's taxonomy places the organism in Eukaryota, Fungi, Ascomycota, Eurotiomycetes, Eurotiales, Aspergillaceae. Gene Ontology annotation, biological process: transcription initiation at RNA polymerase II promoter; transmembrane transport; positive regulation of transcription elongation by RNA polymerase II. The transcript has 17 exons. Gene Ontology annotation, molecular function: oligopeptide transmembrane transporter activity; DNA binding. Gene Ontology annotation, cellular component: nucleus. The coding region runs from base 1 to 6288 and encodes 2095 amino acids.
AUGCCCACUGAACUCGAGGAGCUGGUGGAAUUUCUCCACCACGGCAACACCCAGAUUCGACAGAUCGCCUGUGAGAACCUCGUGGGAUUCUCCACAGCCCAACCUAGCCUGUUCAAGCGUCAGCAAUUACUCCCUGUGCGCGACCUGAAGCUGUUGGCUCGCGACUAUACUCCCAUUGCGAAGAAUGCCUUGACCAUUCUGAUUAAUCUCUCCAGCGAUGAAGAGGUUUUAAAAAAUCUGGCCGAGGAUGACGACUUCAUCGAAACAUUGCUCUUCAAAUUAACGAGUAUAAAAGAGCCCAAUGCCGACGAGUUCGCGACUCUCCUGGCAAACCUCGCCAAGUCUGAUGCGCUACAGAAGUUGCUUUCAGUAAAGCGCCGGGUGCCCGAGGGCGUAGGGGGGCUCAACAAGAACGCCAACUUUGACUACCUGUCCUAUUUCUUCGCCGAUCUUUCACAAACCGAAAAAGGCCGCAGCUACUUCACCACACGCCAGGAAUACGACAGCGUGGUGCCCAUUACCAAAUUGACCGUCUUCACCGAACAUAAGAGCGAUAUCCGCCGGAAGGGCGUGGCCUCCACCAUCAAGAAUGUGGCCUUCGACGUUCCCUCACAUCCAAUGCUUUUUGACGAAGAUGCCGCCAAUCUCCUCCCUUACCUCCUGCUCCCCAUCACUGGCCCCGAGGAAUACCCCGACGAUGAGAUGAUGUCAAUGCACCCGGAUCUUCAGCUGCUGGGGCCGGAUAAGAGGCGCGACAGUGACAACACGAUCAUCACGACCCACCUGGAGACUCUUCUUUUGUUGACCACGACCCGGGAAGGUCGAAACCUCAUGCGCGAGGUGAAAGUGUACCCUGUUAUCCGAGAAUGCCACUUGCACGUGAACGAUGAAGGAGUUAAGGAAGCUUGUGACCGACUGGUUCAAGUGCUGAUGCGCGAUGAGGAGGGCGAGGGACAGCAGACUGAGGCUAGUCUGGCGAAGGCGCAGGCGCAGCUAGAAGCACCGCCAGCGGCGGACGAGGACCAACAAUCGACUCGAAAGCGCACCUUGGUCUCCUGGCACCUACUUAGAUUCCUCGUCAUCAUCACGGACAUUCCGCUGCAGACGCGGAGGCGGUCUCCGCCAGGCGAAAGGCCUCACGAAGUCGGCAACCGCGACGACGGCAACUGCGACGGCGGCGACCUCGACAAUCUCCCCAACGAUGGAUGCGGCGAUUCGCACUCCGACGUGAACUCGCCCCAUCGGUCCCUCGCCCAGCGCCUCGGGACCUUCAUGUCGCGCGCCCCGCUCAUCCGUUCCUCGCGCGCGUUGGGCUCCUCGUCCUACGGAGCGGUGCGCAUUCCGCAGGACCCUGACUCCGAAGGCGAGGCCAGUUCGGCCGUGAUUCGAGCGAACGGACACAAGGGAGCUCGCGGAUCAGGAUCAGGAUUCCAGUCACAAACGGAGCGAACCAGCUCCGAGAGCUGCACCGAGGGCCCUUCCGACAAUGGACAACGGCAGCCAGAGACUAGACGGUCACACUCGUCGGGCCGACGAAGAAGCAGUGGCUGGCAUAGGAGAGAGGGCCGGAAUCGCAAUCGUCGACCUUCGUCUGCCACUUCAGAUGUUGGUAUGGGCGCCGAUUCCAAAUAUUCCUUUGCAACAGGCCUCGCGGUGCCUGGUAAUCCAGUAAUGCAAGAAACGCCGGCAUCGUCGCCGUAUAUCACCAGUGACGAGGAAGAUAGCCUCGAUCUUGAUGGAGAAGAUACGAAAUCAUCAGAGGAGGACCCUCCGGAUAAUUCGCCUUAUGCACAAGUGCGAGCCAUAGUACCGGCAACAGAUAAUAUUUCGCUUUCAAUCAAUACCCCCCGCAUGUGGAUUCUUUCUUUGCUUUUUUCCUUGUCAGGGUCGGCCGCCAAUCUCUUCUUUUCUCUUCGCUACCCCAGCGUUGCCAUAACGCCGAUCAUCGCGCUUGUUCUCGUCCAUCCGCUGGGCAAGUUCUGGGAUGCCCUGCUGAAAAGAACCGGCGACCCCUUGGAGGUCUUUGAAAAUGGUACUCUGCACCAUCGUGAAUUACUCUCAGGCGAGAUCGAUGCGCCGGAGAUCAAUUGGCUAUCCAGAAUGCGACUCUGGCUCGGCCAGGGUCGUUGGAACGAGAAAGAACACGCAUGUGUCUAUAUCAGCAGCAAUGUCUCCUUUGGGUUUGCCUUUGCAACGGAUGUGAUUGUGGAGCAGCAUAAGUUUUACCAGCAAGAGGUCCCGAUCAUGUAUCAGCUCCUACUCAUCAUCUCCACUCAAGUGCUUGGAUACGCAUUUGCCGGCCUAACCAGACGUUUCCUUGUGCGACCAUCGGCCAUGAUCUGGCCAGGCACUCUGAUGUCGACGGCCAUGUUCUCGACCAUGCAUAAGACUGCCAACAAGAAGGCAAAUGGCUGGAGUAUUUCUCGGUACAAGUUCUUCAUUGUCGUCUGGGGCGCUGCUUUCCUCUGGUAUUUUAUCCCAGGUUUGCUCAUGCCAGCAUUGAGUUAUUUCAACGUGAUCACCUGGUUUGCUCCAAAAAAUGUUGUGGUCUCCAACCUGUUUGGAGUUGCUUCGGGUCUUGGAAUGUUUCCAUUGACUUUUGACUGGGCACAGAUUGCGUACAUUGGAUCUCCACUACUGACGCCUUGGUGGGCAGCAGCCAACAUUGUGACCGGUUUGGUGAUUGUCAUCUGGGCCAUUGCUCCAAUCAUGUACUAUAAAAAUGUGCUCUUCACCUCCUACAUGCCUAUUCUGUCUGCAGCAGUCUUCGACAACACCGGACAUCCCUAUAACGUGAGCCGGAUUCUGACCUCCGAUUUUCUGUUCGACAAAAAAGCCUACGAUGAAUAUUCUCCCGUGUAUCUGCCCAUCACUUAUGUACUGUCCUAUGGUGUACAAUUUGCGGCCCUGACAUCGUUGGUAACCCACACCGUCUGUUGGUAUGGUAAAGACAUCUGGCAACAGACCCGAAAAGCCUUUGAAGAGCGUCGGGAGCUACCGGGCAUGGAGACCUACCAGCCCUUGCAAACAGAUCAACGACGUUCUUCCACUCACCACAGCCAAGAGGCGUCCGGGGAUAGCUCGCGCGAUACCAAUCGGGAGAUGCCUUUGGGCAUGGAAGAUGUCCAUUGCCGCCUAAUGAGACGCUACGAAGAUGCCCCGCUCACUUGGUACCUUAUCGUGUUGAUCACGAUGUUGGCUAUUGCGAUAUACACCGUGGAACAUUAUCCGGUGCAUCUGCCAUGGUAUGGGUUGCUUCUUGCCCUUGGUGUUACUAGCGUCUUUUUCAUCCCUGUUGGCAUCAUAAUGGCUGUCACGAAUCAACACAGCAGCCUUUACCUAAUAUGCCAGCUUCUCUGUGGUAUUGUCUUCCCCGGAAGACCGGUCGCGAACAUGAUUUUCGUGACUUACUCCUACAUCAGUUCCGCCCAAGGGAUCAAAUUUUCGUCAGAUCUGAAGCUCGGCCAUUACAUGAAGAUCCCGCCUCGUCUACUUUUUGGUGUUCAGAUGAUGGCAACACUAGUAUCCAGCUUGACCCAAAUUGGCGUUUUGAACUGGAUGUUUACUCAUAUCCCAAUGCUUUGUACUCCCCUGGCAAUGAACGGCUUCAACUGUCCUAUUGCGCGGGUGCACUUCAAUGGGAGCAUUCUCUGGGGAGUUGUUGGCCCGCAGCGCUUCUUUGGUCCCGGCGGCCUCUACCGUCCCCUUGUAUGGACAUUCUUGAUCGGUGCAGUGGCACCACUGGGGGCCUGGGCCCUUGGAAGACGGAGCAAGAAAAAUUUCUGGCGCAAAGUCAAUUUCCCAAUCCUAUUUGGAAGCCUGAGUUGGAUCCCCCCCGCAACUGGUUUGAACUUCUCCAUCUGGGCGCUCGUUUGUUUCGUAUUUAACUACGUGAUCCGGCGCCGCAAGACAGCCUGGUGGGAGAAGUAUGCAAUGACUCUAUCUGCGGCUUUGGACUCAGGUCUGGCAUUUGCCGUCAUUGUUGUAUUCUUCGCAUUCAUUUACCCUGGUUUUGUUGAUGGGUUCAAAUGGUGGGGGACGGAAAUUUACAAGCAGCUGCGAAGGCGCCAAGCCCGCAUGACUAAGCUCGUCGCUGACCUCACUUCCACUGGCGCGUCUCCUCACUCCUCUCCCCUCCCUCCUCGUUCUCUUCAACAGUGCCAUCUCUUCGGCUCGAUCCCCUUGUCUCUGGAUCCAAGGAUAUUAAGAUCCUGGUUUCGAGCAGACAUGUCGACUCCGGUCAACCCGUCGAAUGGCCGGAAGCCAACCAGCCCGAACGGACCUCCUCCGAUGCGCAUCCGCCGUCCCAGGCCAGCAGACCCCUUAGUUCGCCCAAAGAGAAAGCCUAAGCCCGCUGGAACUGCCCCGGGAGGAGCUGCUCCAGGGGGAUCCACUGCUUCGAAAACCCUACCAACGCACCCAGCGGCCUCAAAUGUUCCACCGCAGUCCCAACCAGACAGAAACCGGCUUCCCGUGAAGGACGACCACGCAGUAAACGGGUUCAGUGGUUCUCUACUCUCUGAAACAUACGUUGAUUAUCCGGUGGUGACUACAAAACGAGCCCUGAGAGAGGGAAUCAAGCAUCACAUUGCGCGCUUCGCAGCGAAGCGCAGUGUCGAUCCUCGCGACGAGUCGCAGUUCACGCGCCCGGUUCGCCUGCAUCGCCGUGAUCCCCGCACUCGAACGAACGAAACAAAUCCGGAGAGACUGGUCGGACCAGAUGGUCAACAACUCACAGAGGCGGAUCGGGAAGCCCUGGAUGCAAGACGAGCAGCGCGCGAAAAAGAGCGCGCAGAGAAUCUAGCUCAAAUCGCGCCUUCUGUGGGAUCAUCAGCGAAGCGGCCGAAUGCACCCAAGCAAAAGACCCAACAAGUGUACAAGUCUGAUUAUACACCCGAGGAAAUCGCAAAGGCUCGAGUCCGGUAUGAGGAGGCAUUGCCGUGGCAUCUCGAGGACUUCGAUAAUCGGAACAUCUGGGUGGGUAAUUACGAGGCAGCUCUGUCCGAAACCCAUGCUGUUUUUUUCUUUGACAAUGGAAAGGUGCGGAUGAUUCCUGCUGAGAAAUGGUAUAAAUUUACUGCCAAGAGCCACUUCAAGGCUUUGACCAUCGAAGAGGCGGAGAAGCACAUGUCGAAGCGGAUCAAAGAUCCGCGAUGGUUCAUGGAGAAACAGGCAGAGAUGAAGGAGCAAAAAGAGCUGGAACAAUAUGCCAAAUCUCGCAAGGUCUUUGCUGGCAAACAAGGUGUCUCGGGUGGAAGAGAAGGCUUGGGGGCGGGCGAGAUGGAUUUUGAAGAAGAUCGAUUUGCCGACGAUGAAGAGCACUAUGAUGAUCUUUUCACCGAGCAGGACGAGGACGCCAAGGAAGCCGAGAAGCGAAUUAAAGAAGAUCAGCUCAAGGCGAAUGUCUUCGAUCUCAAAGACGAGAAGGACUACGAGGACGAGGAGAAACGUGAGAAGUGGGAGAAGGAAGCUCGCCACGUCCAGGGUAAGAAGAUGCGCAAGGCGCUGAAGAAGCGAGAGAAGAACUACGACUACAGCAGUGGUUCGGAUGCCAACCCGUACACCGAUGAGGAGAGCUCCGAUGACAGCGAGGCCGAGCGCGCUAAGGAAGAAGAAAAGAAGAAUGCCGAAGAGGAAAAGAACCAAAAGGACUCGGUCUCAUCAAAGGGCACCAAUACUCCUUCGGGCCGUCCUAAGCACACAGAUGCUCUGAAGAAAUCGGCCGCGUCUCGCAAGCGCCUAGGCUCACCCACUGGCUCGGAUGCCAGUGGAACAGAUACGUCGCGGAAGAAGGCCAAGAACAAACACCAGUCUUCGCACCCGACUCCUCAGCCGACGUCACGACCGAUUUCCCCAUCGCAGGCUGGCAAAAAGCGAGUCCGAAACAUCCCACUCGGCGGCUCGGGCUCUGGGAGCGAUGUCGAAGUUGCAGGAUCCGGCGGCGAAAUGAGCGAGAGCGGCAAGACGAAGAAAUUGAAACUGAACCCCCCUGGUACCUCUCGAGGCGGCACACCACAAGGCUCUCGAGCUGGUAGCCCCGAGGGCGGCAUGAAAGGCCGUAUGUCCACUCCUAUUCCAGCAGGAAAUCAACCAUUCCCAACGCCUGCUGAGAUCCAUGCGGCUAUUCCUGCUACUGGUAUUCUAAGCACCGACCUGCUGCGAAUCUUCCGUCCGCGUAUUGGGGAUUCGAAGGAGAAUCAUCGCCGGUUUAUCGCUAUUGUCAAGGAUGUCAGUGUUUAUGGAAAGGAGGAUCGGAUGCUGAGGCCUGGUCCGUGGAAAGAUGCGUAG